Molecule: messenger RNA, 1529 nt
Organism: Bufo bufo (common toad)
Lineage: Eukaryota; Metazoa; Chordata; Amphibia; Anura; Bufonidae
Product: protein ALP1-like
Exons: 2
Coding region: 76-1326 (416 amino acids)
Source: RefSeq, a predicted model, not a curated record
GACCUCAGCUCUGCCGCCCUCCCCCUCUCAUUGUUGUCCUCUGCUGUGGAAGGAGCACACAUUUCUCAGAUCAGCAUGAGCCUUGUUAACAAGCGCAGGGCCAGGGCGGCCAUUGCCAUCGCUAUGAUCUAUCACUGCAUGCAGAAGAAGAAGAAGAAGCGGAAGAAGAGAGCAUACUGGAGCAAAGAUUACCUGCAGGUCCGAGACUGCUCCACAAGCUCCACGCUAUACCCAGAGAUGAAAGAUAACAACCCCAAUGACUUCAGAGAGUUCUUACGGAUGUCGGACGCCACCUUUAACUACCUCCUGCGUGUUGUCACGCCGCUCAUCCAAAAACAAGACACCUGCAUGAGAAAGUCCAUCUCGGCCGAGCAGAGGCUAGUAGCCACGCUUCGAUUCCUGGCCACCGGCAGAUCCUUCGAGGACCUGAAAUUUUCGACUGCCAUCUCACCACAGGCUCUGGGUGUCAUCAUCCCAGAGACCUGCAAUGCCAUUGUCCAGAUGCUGAAAGGACGGUACUUACAGUUCCCUACAAAACCCGAACAAUGGAAAAAAGUUGCAAAACAGUUUGAAGACUUCUGGAACUUCCCGAACUGUGGAGGAGCUAUAGGUGGCAGACAUGUGCGAAUCAACCCUCCUCCACACAGCGGCUCCUUCUACUACAACUACAAGGGAUUCUUUAGUAUUGUACUUAUAGCCAUUGUCAAUGCUGAACAUGAGUUUAUUAUGAUUGACGUGGGCAAAAAUGGAAGGAUGUCUGAUGGGGGAGUCAUCGAGCAAACCCACUUCUACCAUAAACUAAAGGAGAACAUGUUGAAUCUACCCCCCACUAGCGAGACUAAAGAGAAUCUUAACUUUGUGUUUGUGACAGAUGAGUCCUUUGCGCUACAUGAACACCUACUGACACCUUUUCCACAAAAAGGGAUAACAGAGCAAAAGAAGAUAUUCAACUAUCGACUUUCUAGGGCCAACCGAGUGGUAGAAAAUGCCUUUGGUCUUUUAUUAAGCCGAUUCCGAAUCUUUCAAACAACAAUUAACUUGUCACCAUACAAGAUAGAGCUUGUUGUUAUGGCUUGUUGCUUGCUCCAUAAUUAUUUGAGACGGAAUGAUAGUACAGAAUAUGCACCUGCAAGCUUGUUGGACCGGGAGAACCCCGAUGAUGGGUCUGUCAUCCCAGGUGAAUGGAGGUCUGGACCUCCUGGACUCAUCCCAUUACAACCUAUUCAACCUCAGAAGCCAAAUGGUGAUGCUAAAAAAAAUAGGGAUCGUUAUAUGGAAUAUUUUAAUGGACCCGGCACUGUGGCUUGGCAGAAUGAGAUGGUCUAGCACAGAAUUUCUCGAGAGACAAAUUCUCCUGAGAAUAUGCUAUGGUUGAGCCUUCGUUACAGGGGGACAUUGCCAGUGACUGUAUUAUAAGUUAUUAUAGUGUUUAUCUUUUGAUAAAUAAACUUAAAAUGUAUCUGUUUAUAAUCUGAAUUUUAUAAUUUAUCCCUCCAUCGGCAGACAGGACUGGAUAUUUUGGUCUUUCU